Bactrocera oleae (olive fruit fly) is the source of this 4792-nucleotide messenger RNA. The record is from RefSeq and is a predicted model, not a curated record. Lineage: Eukaryota; Metazoa; Arthropoda; Insecta; Diptera; Tephritidae.
CGGGUAAUCGAGCGAAAUGGUUGAACGAUUCGGCUUGGCAUCACGAACGCAACAAAAGCCAAUAGCAAUAAAAACACACUAAAUGUACUUGUAAAUAUUGCCAAAAAUAAUUAUCUAUGGAAUAUUAUAUGAAUUCUUAAACGUAAGAAUAGUGAAACGCGAAAACCAAACAAAACGCAUAAUCAAAAUUAAGUGAGUGCACGUAAAAACCGAAAGCAGAGGCUUGUGUAUGCAUAUUGCUUGAAUAUGGUUGCGAAUUCAUAAGUCAACACGAAGGAUAACAGCCACAUAGAGCGAAGUGCUGUUAUAUACGUAUACUCGGAUACGGUGGCGAAUUGAGCGGCACACUUACAGUUAUAUGCAUAUAUACAAACAUAUGUAUGAAUAUGAGUAGAAAGUGUAUUAGGUGCAAAACAGAAAAAAAAGUAGCAAAGUGAAAAAAUAAAUAAUGAAUUCGUACGUAAAUAUAUAUAUGUGUCUGCAUAUGUUUGUACGCCUAAUAUGUAUCUAUUAAUACCGCUUCGUAUAUAAUUCUGUGUAUGUGUAAAUACAUUUUGUGGCUGGCUGGCAGCGUGUGCAUGUAUGUAUGUCUGUAUGGCCAUAAGUGGUACACAACUGAUUAGUAACUGAGUCGGUGCAUGCUGCCCGCCACCCCCUCACCACCUUUGAAGCGAUUUUUAUUGACCGCAAAAACUUGUGUUAAAUGCACGUUAAAUAGAACUGUGAAUUGAAAGCCGCAAUAAAUUUAGGGUGCUUGUGCUUUUAAGCCACAUUCAGCGCGCUGGGGCACGUAGCGCGUGCCAACAAAAGCAAACAUAUGUCGACGGUAAAUCAUGGGCAAACAGCUGCGAAAAAUACUCAACAACUCAAACCAGUUUCACAAAUUAGACAAUCGCCUGUUGCGCAUCAUUGGCCGAGUGGCGUACGGUGUCUGCUGCUGCCGCAAGGGUGUCCCAAGGGACACGACAUAACAUAGCCCAUUGGCUUGUUGUUGUUUUAGUUGUUGUGCGUUAUAUUUACGUUGCUUUGCGCCAAAAAUGAUUCAGUGAAGUUUCGGGUUCAUUGUUGUGAUUAAAUGUUGUUAAUGCUCAGCACACAUAUAAUAUUAGCAUGCCAAUAACAGUAUAUAAUCAGGCACAUAUGACAUAAAAGCGAGUGAACUAAACAACCGCAAUCGUAAUAAAUCACCCGUUCGAUAAAUCAAAAAAAACAGACAACUGCGGCCUCCUGAUACCGAACAGUAAUUAAGAUAAUUAGUAAUCAAUGAGCGCAGCUGUGAAAGUUUCAAAUAAUUAGAACCAAAACAAAUCUCGCUUCGGAGUGAAAUAACGUGCAAGAGACACCGUAGAGACAACUUUAACCACCCGGCUCUGGCGCAACACAACAACAAGACGCAGCAAUGCCAGACACAAAUAAAUUGUUGAAUAACGGUUAUCUGCGCACACCGCACAUCUUCGGCCUAAGCACCGGUAGCAGCAUGGAUGACAGCGGUGCCACAGCGGCCAAUUCGCCACUGCUAGAGGACAGCAGUGGUGUCGCCACAACUGCACUGUCGGACGACAAACUAUUGAGCCUGCAACAGAAUAGUCGUAACCUGAACAACAGUGCCGCGAACAACGGACCGCACGUCAAAUUACCCAUGGUCGUCUACUUAGGCAGUGACAGCGGUGGCGGUCGUGAUGUUGGUGGCACAAACAUGGGCGCAGGCUUGGGCGCCGGCAUCGGCAGUGGGGCAGCACGCACAGCACUACAGCGCAACGUACCCUCGCCCUAUCAAAGCACCACAGCACCGAUGCAUCUCAGCCACCGCAACCAUCCCCACCAGCACAGCGACUGGUUAACCAAGGAGCCAACGCAGCGGCGGCGUUUGCUUAUUUUGGCUGCGGCCUUCACGGUGCUCGGCGCUGCGAUCGGCGCCUUGGCGAUCUACUUUGCGAGCAGUAAUCGUUGUCACUCGUUGCCCAUGGCAGGCACGGCGGUGAGCGUCAGUAGCAGUAAUAAGGACACGGAACCUAAAGAUGUGAAGUUUCCUCAACGAAAUAUUUGCUUAACGGAGGAUUGCGUACGGACAGCUGCUUCAUUACUUUCGGCCAUGGAUACGUCUGCGGAUCCCUGUACAAACUUUUUUCAAUAUGCAUGUGGUACGUGGAAUAAGAUACAUAUCAUACCCGAAGACCGCAGUUCGAUAAGCACAUUCGAGGUUUUGUCCGACGAACAGCAAGUGGUGUUGAAGGGCGUACUAGAGGAGUCUAUUAAGGUCGACGACAACAAAGCCACAAUCAAAGCCAAACAGUUUUAUAAGAGCUGUAUGGAUUUACCUCAGAUUCGCAAAAUUGGCGAGGGUCGCUUAAAGGAGGUGCUCCAGUCGCUUGGCGGUUGGCCAGUGAUCACACCGAACUGGCAACCGCCCAAUAUGACCAUCGAGCAAUUAAUGGGACUUAUACGUGGUAAUUAUAGUGAACCGGUGCUAGUCGAGCUAUAUGUGGGCGCCGAUGAUAAGAACUCUUCCGCUAACAUCUUACAAAUCGAUCAACUACAGCUGGCGUUGCCAUCACGCGAUUACUAUCUGAAGCCCAGCAGUGAAAAUGAUUUGAAGGCCUAUCAUAAGUAUAUGACACAAACCGCAAUACUACUGGGUGCCGAUCCCGUGACAGCUUCGCAAGAACUGGACGACGUGUUGCAAUUCGAAAUCAAACUGGUCAAUGCUUCAUUGCCCGAAGCGGAUCGACACGACACGAGCGCUAUCUACACGAAACUCACUUUGCCUGAAUUGCAAACUCAAGUGCCGCAACUGAAUUGGACUAUCUUUUUAAAAACCGUACUAGGACCUGAUAUCGAAUUGCUACCGGAUGAGGUGCUGGUUAGUUACGCUAUGCCCUACCUCGUGGAAAUGGGUAAAAUUUUAGAGAAUGCCGAUCGCCGCGUGGUACACAACUACGUCAUUUGGCGUUUGGUGAUGUCCAUAAUGGCACACAUGAUCGACGAAUAUCAACGCGAACGCAUUGAGUUCCGUAAAAUACUUUUGGGCGUGCAAUCGGAACGCAUGCGUUGGUCUCAGUGCGUGGAAUGGACGAAUAAAAAACUAGGAUUGGCGGUGGGAGCGCUCUUUAUCCGGGAUAACUUCAAUCAGGAGAGUAAGGAUACGGCGCUUGAAAUGAUACACACACUGAGGGAAGCAUUUAAUGAGUUACUAACGGAAAAUCACUGGAUGGACGACGAGACGCGAGCGGUGGCUAGACAGAAGGCGAACGCUAUGAACGAACGCAUCGGUUAUCCGGAAAUUCUCAAUAAUGCAACGGAGCUCGAGAAAGAGUACGAAAAUCUCACAAUCGUCCCCGAUAAUUUCAUGGAGAAUGUGCUUAAUAUACUGAAAUGGGACUCGGAUAAGAAUUUACAGCUGUUGCAUCAGCCAGUCGAUAAGGAGAAAUGGACGACGGAACCGGCCGUGGUAAAUGCGUUCUACAACCCAAACAAAAAUGAUAUCGUCUUUCCGGCAGGGAUAUUCCAACCACUAUUUUAUAGCAACAAUUAUCCGAAAUCUGUUAACUACGGUGGAAUCGGUGUCGUGAUCGGGCAUGAAAUAACCCAUGGUUUCGAUGAUAAAGGACGACAGUUCGACAAGGAUGGCAACAUGAUGCAAUGGUGGAAUAAUGCCACCAUCGAAGCAUUCCGCGAACGCACACAAUGCAUCAUCGAUCAGUACUCCCGUUAUAAGAUUGAAGAGGUGGGUAUGUAUGUGAACGGUCGCAUGACGCAAGGUGAAAACAUAGCGGAUAAUGGUGGACUUAAACAGGCUUUUCGGGCCUAUAAAAAGUGGGUUAAGCGGCAUGGACCCGAACCGGAAUUACCAGGUCUAAAUCUCACGCACGACCAACUAUUCUUCUUGAACUACGCACAAAUUUGGUGCGGCUCAAUGCGACCCGAAGACGCCGUCACGAAGAUACGCUCUUCGGUGCACUCGCCCGGUUUCAUACGCGUACUCGCGCCACUCUCGAACUCAAAAGACUUUGCCGAAGCGUACAAAUGCAAACUCGGCUCGCCGAUGAAUCCUGUAGAAAAGUGUAGCGUGUGGUAGAAAGUUCGCUAUGUAGUACAUACACGUGCUAACAACCUAACCUAAUUAAAUAUAUACAUACAUAUAUAUACAUAUGUAAUUUAUAUAAUGCAUAAAAAAAGCUAUUAAAUGAGAAUGUAUACAAAAAAAAUUUGAUUGAGUAGCACAGUGUAAUAAUGCCAAGGCAUAAAUAUUCAAAGCACUUUGCUUAAAUAAUAGAAUUAGUAUCUAAUGAUUUUAUUUUUUUAUAAAUGUUUUAAAGCAUUAUUGAACUUCGUAUAUAUACGAGGAUAAAAUAAAUAAAGAGAAUGUUAAUUUGAGUGAGUAAAAUUAACAUGAAUUAGGUGAAUAUCGUAUGUCAACACACACACACACACACGCACACACAUAACAAGCUAAGAUAUAAAUAUAACAAACCUACAUUUGCGAAUUUGUAUAACGCAAAUACAUACACACAUACAUUGCUCUAACCAUUCAUACAUACAUACAUAUAUACAUGCCUACAAGUAUACAUACAUACAAUAAAAUACGGCACAAUUCGUUAAAAAAAAAAUUAAGAAAUAUUUAUGCAGUCGUGCAAGGCGCAGUUAAAAAAAAACAACAACAGCACACCUAUACAUGUAUAUGUGUAAAGAUAAAAAUGCAUUCACACACACAUACAUAAACUAUGUACUUAGUGUAUUGAUAACAAACACUGAAGAAUAAAAAAUGAAACAAUAUCGUAAUUUCACAAACGUA